This is a messenger RNA of Micromonas commoda, 1305 nucleotides long. RefSeq names its product Multidrug/Oligosaccharidyl-lipid/Polysaccharide flippase. Gene Ontology annotation, cellular component: membrane. Gene Ontology annotation, biological process: xenobiotic detoxification by transmembrane export across the plasma membrane. The record is from RefSeq and is a predicted model, not a curated record. NCBI's taxonomy places the organism in Eukaryota, Viridiplantae, Chlorophyta, Mamiellophyceae, Mamiellales, Mamiellaceae. The annotation marks the transcript as partial. Gene Ontology annotation, molecular function: antiporter activity; xenobiotic transmembrane transporter activity. The transcript has a single exon.
AUGCUGCACAUAGCGCUGCCGAUAGUCCUUAGCAACCUCCUCGCGGUCGGUAUGCAGCUGACGGACAUCGGCUUCGUGGGAAGGAUCGGCAAGACCGAGCUCGGCGCGGCGGCGCUCGGAAACACCGUGUUCUACCUGCUGCACUAUCCCAUGCUCGGCGUCAUGACCGCGAUCGAUACCUUACUCGCCACCACCUUCGGCGCCGGUCACAUGCGCGCGUACGGGGACUGGACCGUGACGAGCCUCGUCGUGGUCACCGCCCUCACCGUCCCGGUCAUGGCGCUCAUGAUGGUCGUCGAGCCCAUGCUGAAGGGCAUCGAGCAGGACGACGAGCUGAGCGCCCUGGCGGGCUCCUUCUGCGUGCAGCUGGUGUGGGGCAUACCGCCGUACUACUGGUUCCAGGUGUACACCAAGUACCUGCAGUCGCAGCACAUCCUCGCGCCGCCCGUGUACAUGGGCAUCGUCGCCAACGUCUUCAACGUCAUCCUCAACUGGAUCCUCAUCUUCGGGCCCGCGAACAUGGGGUUCAGAGGCGCGCCGAUCGCGACGAGCGCCUGCCGGUGGUUCCAGCUGUUGUUGGCGCUGGCGUACGCGGGAUGGUGGAGGACGCGGGACGCGUCGACGCGGCCGAGGCGGUGGCUCAUGCGCCGGGACAAAUUGUUAAAGUUGACGCGCGGGUUUUGGAAGCUCGCGGGCCCGGGCGCCGUCAUGCUCCUCAUCGAGGCGUGGAGCUUCGAGAUCACCACGCUCCUGGCGGGAUACCUCGGCACCGUCGCCCUGGACGCGCACCUCACCAUGCUGCAGCUGGCUACGCUGGCGUUCCUGUCGCUGCCGUUCGCGGUGGCCAUCGCGUCGACCAUACGCAUCGGGAACCUCCUGGGCGCGGGAGACGCGCUGCGCGCCGAGGACGCAAUGUACGUUACUUUCUUCAUCUGCUUCGCGUUCAUGGCCGUGUGCGGCGUUGCGUUCGCGGCGGCCGCGGACCACCUCGGCCGCGUCUUCACCAACGACCGCGAAGUGAUCGAGGCCACGGCUAAGAUUGCGUACAUCGCGGCGCUGUUCCAGCUGGUGGACGGCGGGCAGGCGGCGGCGGGUGGGGUUUUCCGCGGGAUGGGCCGGCAGGUGACCGUGGCGGUGCGUAACCUGUUGGGUUUUUGGGUGUUUGGGAUACCGAGCGGUUGCGUGCUGACGUUCGCGCUCGGGGUCGGGCUCGCGGGACUGUGGUGGGGGCUCACCAUCGGGCUCACCAUCACCACGAUCAUAUCCGUGGUUGAGCUCGUCAAGGUGGACUGGGCGCGCGAGGUG